Messenger RNA from Ipomoea triloba (trilobed morning glory), 1940 nucleotides. RefSeq lists its product as uncharacterized. Bases 268 to 1725 code for a protein of 485 amino acids. Lineage: Eukaryota; Viridiplantae; Streptophyta; Magnoliopsida; Solanales; Convolvulaceae. The record is from RefSeq and is a predicted model, not a curated record. Gene Ontology annotation, molecular function: metal ion binding; phosphatidylinositol binding. The transcript is spliced from 6 exons.
AUCUUGCAAGUUUUUGUGAAGCUGAAGGCUGAAGCGAAGAAAUACAAACAGUUUUUUUUUCUCCAUCAAGAAAACAAAAUCCCUAAACACUCCAUCAUUCAAUUUCAUCUUCCUCGUGCUGCCCGACAGCCAAAUCAAGCUCCAUAUUGACAGGAAAACAGGGCUGGGGAGCAGUGUACAAUCUUAUAUUGCCAUUUGGCACAUGGUUCUUUGGAAAAGUAAGAAGACAGAUUACACUCUUGGUGAUUUGGGUUUUAGCUGUCUGUAAUGGAUAUGGUUUCAGCAGAAGGUAGAGUUUCAUAUUCAUCGAUUUCCAAUGUAGAAAAGCAGAAUGGAAAAUUUCAUGCCGUCAAAGACUAUGAUGAUGCUUCCUGGGCAUUGCCAGAUAACCCAAACCUCAAGAAAAAUGACUAUUGUUAUUCAUACCCAUCACUAGAGUCUGAUUUAGAAGAUGGAGGAUAUGAUUCCAGUGAUGAUCAGUAUAGCUAUGAGUCACAGGGUGGUCCUCCUGAGGUUAACUUGAGAAAUGUGUUGAGUGGGAUGUUUGCCAUCAUUACAGGACGUAAGAAAGAUGCAGUUGGUAAUGUAGUCUCUCAAAUGCCUAGUUCAAAUGUUUCAUUUCUUGGAUCUGGAAAGAAUGGAGAAACAUUCUUGCACUCCUCUGUAUACAUACCCAGUGCUCCUCCUCUCAUGGAGCCAAAUGCAUUUGACUAUACUGCUUACAAGGAAGUGUUGGAAGCUGAACCUCCAGAGUGGCUUAAAGACAGUUCAACUACUGUUUGCAUGCAGUGCACUGCCCCCUUCACUGCUAUAACUCGCGGAAGACAUCAUUGUCGGUUUUGUGGAGGAAUAUUUUGUAGAGCUUGUUCAAAAGGAAGAUGCUUAUUACCUGUAAAGUUUAGGGAUAGAAACCCACAACGGGUUUGUGACACCUGUUAUGAGAGGCUUGAUCCACUGCAAGGUGUACUUAUCCAUACCAUCAGCAAUGCUAUGCAGGUCGCAAAGCAUGAUGUCAUGGACUGGACUAGCUCAAGAGCCUGGCUAAAUCUUCCAGUGGGUUUCUCCAUGGAGUAUGAGAUAUACAAGGCAUCUAAUUCAUUGAGGAGUUAUGCUCAGGUUGCUCGGUUGAACCCUGAGAGGUCCAUACCUGCAGCUGUUCUGAAAGGAGCCAGAGGUCUAGCAAUAUUGACUGUUGCCAAAGUUGGUGCUCUUCUUACUUACAAACUUGGGACUGGGCUGGUAGUUGCCCGAAAAUCAGAUGGAUCGUGGUCUGCACCAUCAGCAAUAGUCUCAAUUGGUCUUGGGUGGGGUGCACAGGUUGGAGGUGAGCUCAUGGACUUAUUAAUUGUGCUACAUGACGUUAAAGCUGUGAAGACAUUUUGUAGUCGUAUGCACUUUUCUCUUGGUGCUGGCUGCAGUGUCGCAGCAGGUCCAGUUGGGAGGGUUGUGGAGGCAGAUAUGCGUGCUGGAGACAAGGGUUCUGGGAUGUGCUAUACUUACAGUUGUAGUAAAGGUGCAUUUGUUGGAGUCUCACUCGAGGGAAACUUCGUUGCAACAAGAAUGGAUACUAAUCUUCGCUUCUAUGGCGAUCCAUACCUUACCACCGCCGACAUCCUUCUUGGGACGGUGGAACGACCUAGAGCCGCCGAACCAUUGUACAACGCCCUUAAAGAACUCUAUGCCAAGCUUCCACCCCAGAUUAGCACGAGUCCUUUUGAUUCUUGAACUUCUUUUGCACCAUAUGCCUGUGCUCUUUUCAAGCAUUGACUCUUAGUUGAUGAAAAAUUGUACAGUUUGGUUCAGGACAAUAAACCAGCAUCUGAACCAGGAUAAUGGUUCCUUGCAUUAAGUUACACACAAACAGUUGUACAUACAUACAUACUAGCAACGUAUAUGAUUGUAUAUAUUCUGAAAAUGUGAAACCAGUUACUGUUACUUUA